Molecule: messenger RNA, 2060 nt
Organism: Anolis carolinensis (green anole)
Lineage: Eukaryota; Metazoa; Chordata; Lepidosauria; Squamata; Anolidae
Product: beta-2-glycoprotein 1
Exons: 8
Coding region: 346-1398 (350 amino acids)
Source: RefSeq, a predicted model, not a curated record
UCUAUGGACCUUGUUAAUGAAUAACUUCGGACACCAGAUGUGCAAGGUGGCUAUAUAUGUCCAAGGGAUACUCAAAUCCUGGUUAUCAGGCUGUCCCAACAUUCAAAACCUAUGAGCCACGGUGUCCCACUCUCCAGGGAAUCACCUAGAGAUCUCAUCUUUUUCUCUGCGGAGAAGCAGAAUCUGGAAUCUCCUCUCUCACGCUCAGAGGCACAUCACAACUUCUUGCCUCUUCGGUAGAAUAUAAAAUUCUGACUCCAAUCCCCAAACUUUUCUUGAACUUGUUGAACACUCCCAGAGAAUCUAGUCGUCUUGCCUUCUCAACGUUGGGUCUCUCCAGGCAUCAUGUUCAGGUUUGCCGCAGUGUUGCUGAUGCUCGUGGCUCCUUCUCUUCUACUCAUAGAAAACUCUGGACAAAUUGGAGUCAAGAAUAUGAAGGACCCUAAGUGUCCUCCUCGGAAGAAGAAUUUUGCAGCACUGACAGGCCACAUAUGUCAGAGGAGUUGUGAGCGCCGCAGCUGCUCCAAACAGAGGAACUGUGUAUGUGAUGGAGACUGUGGACUGAGCUGCAUUCCUCCAGGUUUGAGUUGUCCUUGGCCAGUGAUGAUAGAAAACGCUGAGACACAGAUGGCUCAGGAAUCCAAUACGUUUGGGGACUUUAUGAGGGUGACAUGUCACCCCAGAUUUAUAAUGCAUAAUGGACAGGAUGUAGCAAUGAGUCGCUGCCAAGGAGAUGGAAAGUGGAGCUUCACUGCGCCCUGUGAAGACAGUCUUAAUCUUUCAUCAGUUUGCAAACCUCCUCCAGAAAUUGAAAAUGGAUUCCAUGAAAGUGGCCCCUACAAAGUGGGAAAAACAGUAACUUAUGAAUGUAACUAUGGAUAUCAGCUAGAAGGAGCCAGCACACUCUUAUGCCAAGAGAAUGAAGAAUGGUCACACGCAGCCCCAACAUGUCAUCCUGUUAAUUGCUCCCAACCGCCCAAUAUUGCUCAUGCAACCCUGGUUGCUGUGCACAAACCUGAACACCCAGUGGGAACCGUGAUCUAUUACUUGUGCAACAAGGACUUCUACUUAGAUGGCUCCGAGAGAGUUGUCUGCUUGGAAAAUGGAAGCUGGUCCCAACUACCCCACUGCAGAGCCCGCUGUCCUAUCUCCGCCCAGCGUAGUCGGGUGAUCUACAACGGACGCAAGCUCUGGAUCAACGAGAUCCCAGCUGGUUUGGUCCAUCAUGGGGAAACUGUCAAGUUUUUCUGCCGCAGCCAAAACAAAACAUGUAGCUUUGAAGCUGAGAGCCAAUGCUUUGAUGGUGUGUUGAAAACACCUGACUGCUAUGAUGAGCCCACGUAUCUGCAGUACCAUCUGUUCCCUAAAAGAGUCGUUUCUGAAAUACCUGCCUGUUGAACGCCCUGCCGGCCAUUCGUUCUUCGACUGAGAUGCCUCCUUCUUCCUUGUUCAAGUUUAACUGGCAUCCUCGGGGUGCAGAAAAGAGAGGUGGAAACGAGGGAAUCGAACUGGAUGCAAGAGAACCAAAACCAACCACAUUUAAAAGUAGUAAACAGAUUGGGGAUUCAGAUACUUGAGACAACACUCUUAAUAAGCAACCGCUGGAUACAUUAUUUAUUCUCUCACUCUAUGGCUCCCUGGGUGAGCACAAUAUUUCUCCCCUAUACCACCUUAAUCAUACUUACUUUACACAGAUUUUAUGGUUGGAUCAACCUGUCAUAAGCAAAAUAAUAGUUCUGCGGGAGGCUUUUUUUUUUUAAAAAAAAGUGAAGGCAGCUUCAUUGAGAGUUCACAAUAUGAUGAGAUACUUAGGACACAGCAAGCGUUCAGCGACUUCAUAUAUGUCGACGGCAAGAUUCACAAAAGCAGAAUAACAAUAGAUUUUGCACUAUUCAUGAACUUCAUACCUUUGGUGCUUGUAGGGAUUGUGCUGAUUUUCGCAAUGAAAAUUAUUCCUCCGACAGGGCUGUAUAUAGGAAAAUGGAAAGAUAACAAGAAAAAAGUAUAAAACUGCAAUUUUAUGCAUUCUUACUUGGAAGUAAAAAUCUCUAUUGAACUGA